This is a messenger RNA of Etheostoma cragini (Arkansas darter), 3048 nucleotides long. RefSeq names its product probable E3 ubiquitin-protein ligase MID2. The record is from RefSeq and is a predicted model, not a curated record. The transcript has 2 exons. Gene Ontology annotation, molecular function: protein binding. NCBI's taxonomy places the organism in Eukaryota, Metazoa, Chordata, Actinopteri, Perciformes, Percidae. The coding region runs from base 163 to 834 and encodes 223 amino acids.
ACAUAUGUUUACCCUCUACUCUGGUCUAUUUUAGGACUAUGUUUUGCACUGGACCCUUUAAAUGUCCCUCCAUCCCUCCAUCUUUCCCACUCCUCUCUCACCGUCACCUACCAUGGAGAGAAGCCUCCUGGCCCACCACUGGACACCACGGUCAGGAGAUCGAUGACCUCUGACCCCAGGGUUACGCUGGCCCUCCCCCAGGUCUGCGCUGAUGUUGUCAUUGCACGAGGACAGUAUUACUGGGAGGUGGAUGUCUGCAACAGCUCCAUCUACAGAAUCGGUGUGAGCUCACUGGAUGGUUCCAGCAGCUGGUGGCUUGAAAGGCAGGGCUCAUCUUUUAGUGCAGUGUAUGAUGGGAGCCGAGAGCCGCUCUACACUGUCCCGCCUCAGAUCAAAACCAUCGGUGUAUUCCUUAACAUCGGAGGGGGCGCCCUGAGCUUCCACAACCCUCUGACCCGGGAGCACUUAGCCACACUGCCUACGAGUUUCAACCCUUCUGGAGUUCUCCCAGCUCUGGGCCUGGGCCAGGGUCGACUGAAGCUGCGCUGUGGCCUCCCCCCGCCUCCUCAUGUGUUCCUCAGUAAGGACUCUGCCUACAGGGGACCUUGUGGGGCUGGUGGAGGACGGUGGCACAGGGAGAUUCCCUUUCAAUCAGUGAGGAAAGUGAUACAGAAGUUUGAGGAGCUGGUUGUGUCGGACUCAGACUCAGGCCUGGUGUCCAGUUUAGGAUCAUCCUGCUCCACCUUCUCGUCCCUUCCAGAUCUGGGGGUUCCUGGGAUGUUUCCCUCUGGAAAAGCAGGACAGGGAACUGGGACUGAAAAAGAAAGUCUUUAAUGGGAGCAUCAGAAGCACACCCACCGCUCCUCUGAGUGGUUUGAUCUUUGGCUGUCAUUUGAAAAGCUAAUUUUUCAUCUUGAAGGACUUAUGGCUGCCUCUUUCCACUCUCUGCGUGACCCCAGACCAGCAAUUGACUCCCUCCCCAGGACACAACCCUUUCUCUCAACCAAACAACCCCUGCUGGUUUUGGAUCGAGCCAGAAAGAGUCCUCUGUAAUGUGAAUUGUGAGGAAACUGUGGGCUUUUAGCAGCAGGACUUGUUGAUUUGUCUCUGUAUGGCGGUUGUCACCCAAUAGGGGUCCUACAAUAGAACUGCACACCAUCCUGCGUGUGUGUAUGUGGGUACAAGCACCACUCAGAGUACAAGUGUUUGCUCAGUCACAUUUGUGUGUGUGUGUGUGUAAACAAGAGGGAACAAUGUACAAGGGGCAGGGGGUGAGAUGACGAGGUGUGAGUACAGUGUCACCAGCGGUGUUGACACAGAGCAGCAAGGACAGGUGGUAACAUAGAUUUAUCCCACGGCCGUGCCUUCGAUAGGACAGUAGGACUGCCCUUUACUGACCCUUUGAAACCCCCAGGGCUCCCAAAGACUUCAAAAGGGGGGGCAGAGAGCAAGAGAACAGAGAGGGAGAAAGAGAAAACAGCAUGCAUGAAUUAAAGACAGCAGGUGAUGACCUGGUAAAAAAAAAAAAAAAAAAGAAGGAAUCCCAACAGUUUUCAUGCCAAGAAGCUCUAAAUACAUUAACUGACUAAGGCCACACCAUCUGAGAAUUUGAUUUAAAGUAGUACUGAGCUGCUAUUUUACAUUAGAAGCGGUGAAUACUGAUUGCAGUACAGAGACGCAUUAAUUAUCUUGGCACAUUUUUCAGAUGUGGAAUAAAAAUUUACAUUUGAACCCUAAUUAAGGGUUUUCAGCAACUUAACCCUCCUCUUGUGUCUCAUGACUUUUAGCUCCACAGACCCCAGGUUUUGUUUGCAUGUAAGACACAGAUUUAUUUUUGAGCGAUUUUGGCAAAGAAAAUAGUGAAAGUAAACUUUUCCUUCUUUUCUCCUUCCUCACCAUGGCUUGAGACCCAUUCUAAGAACCACUGGUGCCUUGUACUUGGCAUGGUCUUCAUUCAUAUUCUCCUGCGACCCCUUAUGGUUAUAAUGGAGGCCCAGAAGUCCCUCCAACUUUUGUUGUCUGUUUUUCAAUGACUGCCUUUUUGAAAGGUGCAGUCUCCAAGUAUUUAGUCAGACCAGCUAAACUAUUAAUCUCAUUGUAAGACAACAGUAAUGCUCAAAAUACAACAAAAAAACCCAGCAUUAAUCAGUAGUAGCUCUUCUGAGGACGAGUACAGCAGCUGGAGUUGGGCCAGUUUUCCAUUGAGCCUCAUUUAUUUCAUGCAUGCACGAAAUCAGUUAAGCAGCGGGUCAGAUAAAGAAAUAAGCGAUGAGUCAAAGAGAAGCUUGUCAGACUGUCGCCUCUCAGUACACUCAUCAGGAUGACUGUGUGUUGAUGUUUAACGCUCGAGUUAUUUACCGCGCGAGUAAAAAAUGCGUGUGCCGUGACCGCCUUUGGCGCGGCUCUCUCUCUCUCUCUGCAGAUCUGUCGGCUUCUAGGAACACAGUGUGUGGAAGCAAUUUGACUCUUGUAAACAGAAAUGAGAGGGGCGUUAUGCCGAUUUCAAAGAGCCGAGAAGGGAGAGAAAGAAAGAAAGAAAGAAAGAAAAAAAAGAUGGAGUUUUCCAGGAAGGAUGGAGAAGACUUGAAACGCAUGCACAUGUGUGGGCCCAUGUAUUUGGCAAUGUCAAAUUGAGGCUACUCUGGCUUUCUGAACAUGAAGUCCAUGGCGAGGUGUAGUGGUAACAUUACUCAAGUACUUUUCUAAUACUAUUCUUGAGUCUUUCCAUUGUAUAGACCUACUUCAUUUCCAUUGUAAAGGCCUACUUCAUCAAGAUAUUUAUUCACGUCUUGCAUUUUUUCCUCUCAUGUUUGUAUUAUAUUACUUCGUUUUUUUAAACCUUUUUUAUGUGUCUGUAUAUUCUUUUGUCUUUCAUGUCUUGUCUUAAUGCUUUUGAUGUCUUAUGCAAAGCACUUUGGAUUGCCUUGAAAGAAGCAACGAGUAAUCUUGUCCUCUCUUUGUAUUUCUAUUAAUUUGAAAGGGAAAUAUUACUUUGUAGUGCAUCCCAGUAGUAGAUUAACUACACUUACUCAAGAAGGCUUAUGCCUA